AUGGCGCCAAGGAUAGCCGGACGACCCCGAGGAAGGGGAAGAGGACGUGGUAGAGGGCCGAACCCCGAACCCGAGGGACAACGCGUAAACCCUCCGCCACCAUCUCCACCUCAAUCACCUUCACCCCCACCUGCCCCGACAGUGGAUAGAACUGUCGUUAACACCUUUCUGAAAAAGAAGCCGCCAACAUUUGACGGAAAGGGCGACCCCGCUGAAGCGGAAUCGUGGAUACGUGCGCUAGAGCGCCUGUUUGACUUACUGCAAUGCACAGACGAUGAGCGCUUGAUUUGUGCCUCACUCCAACUGACAGGGUCAGCAGAUUAUUGGUGGGAGGCCCACAAAAAGAUAAUGACCCCGCAGCUGCUAGAGGACCUAACUUGGGAUCAGUUCAAGACAGGAAUCUACGACAAAUACAUCCCCAAGAGCUAUAAAAAGCAGAAAGAAAUAGAGUUCUACAACUUGAAACAGGGACGAAUGUCAGUGACAGAAUAUGAUCGCACUUUCUUAGACCUCUCCAGGUACGGAGCUGAUCAAGUGGAUACGGAUGAAAAGAUGUCCGAGAAAUUUUGUACUGGCUUGAGGCACGAAAUAAGAGUAGCAUUGGCUAGCCGUGGCGGACUACCAUAUUCCGAAGCUCUAAAACUGGCCUUAGACAUUGAAGCUGCAUUGCCUAAAGAAAGACCUGCACCCAACCCUACAAAUAUGUCACUGCAGACCUCGUCCCAAACCCCAAGGGACAAAAAGAAGUGGGAAGGAAACCAGAACCAGUGGGGACAAAAGAAGCCAUGGCAUGGACCACCCCGCCCACAAAACUUUGCAAGGCAGCCUACCUUUAAACCGACAGGAAUCACUCAACCAAGGCCCAAUCUUUGUCCCAAAUGUAACAAGCCCCACAGCGGAAUCUGCAGGGCCGGAGAAAUGACUUGUUAUACUUGUGGAAAGUAUGGCCAUAUCGCCAGAAACUGUCAAAAUGGACCCUAG
Salvia splendens (bonfire salvia) is the source of this 981-nucleotide messenger RNA. RefSeq lists its product as uncharacterized. The record is from RefSeq and is a predicted model, not a curated record. Gene Ontology annotation, molecular function: zinc ion binding; nucleic acid binding. The transcript has a single exon. NCBI's taxonomy places the organism in Eukaryota, Viridiplantae, Streptophyta, Magnoliopsida, Lamiales, Lamiaceae. The coding region runs from base 1 to 981 and encodes 326 amino acids.